This is a messenger RNA of Anopheles gambiae (African malaria mosquito), 1860 nucleotides long. RefSeq names its product adipocyte plasma membrane-associated protein Hemomucin. Gene Ontology annotation, molecular function: strictosidine synthase activity. Bases 438 to 1790 code for a protein of 450 amino acids. Gene Ontology annotation, biological process: biosynthetic process. The record is from RefSeq and is a predicted model, not a curated record. Lineage: Eukaryota; Metazoa; Arthropoda; Insecta; Diptera; Culicidae. The transcript is spliced from 2 exons.
GCGUUAAUCGACCACCCAAAAAAGCUUCUACCCUCUUCCGUUGAACCAUUACAGCGCGAUCCACCGUCGACGGUGUCGAUUCGGUGUCAGUCAGUCUGUACAGUUCAAUCGUGGAGGCGAUUUGGAUUUGAUUAUUUAUCCCACACACAGCCACAACACAGCGCACAGCGGGAUGAUGUAAUUCGUUCGAAAUAAACAUCUCUUGCGCGUACCGUUCGCGCGACCGACCAUUUGGCGUAAGCAUUGUGCACUUAUACGCAAACGCACCGCCGAACGUAACGGACGCGAACGCUCGCGGACUGGAAAUUAUUACUUUUUCUAAAAUAAUACAAAGUGUGACCAGUAUUUCGGUUGGUGGUGUACAAAGUGUGUGGACAAAGCAUAGUGUCAGUUGAAGAAACUCGCUUAGGCAAAUUUUCACCCUCUUUCUGGAAAAGAUGGGACUGAAGAGUAAGCUGUUCAAGACGGGCGUGGUGCUGUUGCUGAUUGCCGUUCUGCCUGGCCUGCCGCCGAAAACGGUGUUCCCGUUCAGGCCGAUCAGCAUCGUGCCGGCCCGACCGCUGGCCGGCGUGCUGGCCCCGAACCAGCUGCUUAACGGAGCGGAACGGCUGCACGAGGGCGGCCUCCAGCAGCCGGAAGGGAUUGCGGUGCGCGGUAACGCUACCUACGUUACGGUUUACGGUGGCAAGAUACUGGAGCUGGGCGACCAGGGCUCGGUGCGCACGGUGGCCAAGCUCGGGCCGGACUGUGUCGGCACCUACUCGGAACGGGUCUGCGGACGGCCGCUGGGGCUCGAUUUCGAUACGAAAGGGAACAAUCUCAUCGUGGCCGACCCGUACCUCGGCAUCUGGCAGGUGCACAUUAAAACGGGCGACAAGAAGCUGCUCGUCCCGAAGGACAAAGCCAUCAUCGUGGAGGAUCGAGAGCAAUCGUCUUCGUCGUCGUCGGAGGCGGCCCGAAAGCUGCGCACCCGCCAACCGAACAUCCCGAACGGGGUGGCGGUCGCGCGCAACGGUGACUUCUACUGGUCGGACACGGCGUCCGACUUUAUCUUCGAGGACGCGAUCCAGGCGCUGCUGUGCAAUCCGUCCGGCCGGCUGCUCCACUACUCCCGUGCCGAGGGCAGGAGCCGCGUCCUGAUCGACGAGGUGUACGGCGCGAACGGUGUCGUGCUCAGCCCGGACGAAAGCUUCGUGCUGGUCGGCGAGCUCGGUGGCCAGCUGAUCCGGCGGUACUACCUGAAGGGACCGAAGGCGGGCACGCACGACGUGUUCGUCGACGGGUUGCCCGGUGCGGUGGACAAUCUGAACGGUGAUGCGACCGGGUUCUGGGUCGGGCUGGUCAUUGGGGCCGACGAGAGCAAUCCAUCGUUCGUCGGUAUGCUGGCACCGUUCCCGAACUUGCGCCGGCUGCUGGUGCGUUUGUUCGUGCUGGCGGAGGCUCCGUUCCGGCUGUGGUACGACGCGACCGGCAGUGACUUUGCGCUCUGGGUGACGCAUCAUAUUGGCCACCUCGGGGGGCUGGUGCCACUGUUCCCGGACCGUGGUACCGUGCUGCGGAUGGACUGGGAGGGUAAUAUCGUGCUGGCACUGCACAACGACGACACGUCCAGCCAUGUCAUCUCGCAGGCCGUGCCCGUCCCCGGGACGGACCAGCUGCUGCUCGGCUCGCCCGUCAACCAGUGGCUGGGACGGGUGAAGCUAACGCCCGACACGCUGGCCGUGCUGAGGGGCGGGAAAGUGGACCGAAAGCAACCCGCAACCGAAGCGCCCUCUAGGGAGGAACUGUAGAACUGCGGGACUUUUUCUUUCCGGAACUCGAGCUCGUUUGCAAUAAAAAACUCGAACCAAGUACAAUUUA